AUGGUUAAAAGUGUCCAGAAUAUUUUAGAAUCAUUUGUUCCAGAACUAAAAGGAUAUAAAGAUCGUUCUGUAUUUAAUUCGAAUGAAAUACAUAACAUUGUUGAGAAACGUAGACAUUUUGAACUUAAAAUGUUAAGAAGACUUAAAAAGAUAACAGAUUUUGUUGCUUAUAUCAAAUCAGAAGAAAAGAUUAGAAAAUUGAGAAAUAAAAGAAUAAUUAAAGUUGGAACAAACACAAUACAAAGUGAUUUUAUACUUGAAAGAAAUAUUUUAUCAAUUUACAUAAGAGCAAUGAGACUCUUUGAAGAAACUUCUUUAAUUAAGUCAUUUGUUGAUUUUUGUAUUUCAACAGGAUUUGAAUCAGAAAUGAAGAGAAUUUUGAAUGAAAAAUGUAUGAAGAAACCAAAUGAUAGAGAUUUGUGGAUAUUUGCAGCAAAAAAAUGUUCUGAUAUAAAUGAUAUUGAAUUAGCUAGAGAAUUUUUUAUUAAGGCAAUAUCAUUAUGUGAUGAUAAAGAACAUCGUAUUUAUAUUGAAUUCUUCCGUGUAGAAGUAAAUUACAUGAAAACAUUAAUUAAGUUUAAUAAAGAUAUGGGGAUUAAGGAGUGUGAUUAUGGUGAGGUUGAAAAGGGUAAUGUUGCUCUAGCUGUGUUGGAGGAGUUUAUUGAUAAAGUUACAGAAUUAGAUUUAAAAGAACUAGCUGUUAUUGCAAAGAAUUUUUCUAAAAUCAAAUCAGUUAUUGAAGAAAAACUUAAAAACGAAUAA
This is a messenger RNA of Hepatospora eriocheir, 762 nucleotides long. The record is from the annotation of a GenBank genome assembly. NCBI's taxonomy places the organism in Eukaryota, Fungi, Microsporidia, Hepatosporidae.